UUCAUCUCGGCCAAAAAAUGGAAUUGACACGUGAACAUUAAAUAAAGUCAUUUUCAAUGAUAAAUUACUGUUCUUUCAUCAUUUUUCGCAAAAUAUAAAAGGCAACCCUCGUAUUAGGUUAAGUAUUAACUUACCCGUAAAAUGACACUGGUUCGUCAUUUUCCUGCGACUUCUUCUUAUAUUGGGUAGAAGUACAUCCCUCAACAAAACAGUACACCACCAUUUUUGUAGUAAUAUAAUUAAUAAAUCACGAUUUUUAAAUAAAAAUUGGAGAUCAAAAUUACAUUAUGACAGAACUGAUGCAAUAAGAAUAAGCAUGGCGUCGCAUUUUAGUUUGUCAUUUUCCCGUUUGGUACUUUGCAGCGCUGCUCUAUGUUGGCUACACACCUGAAGAACUGUUAGCAGUCCAUACUUAUAUAGUCAAAGAUUUACACCGACUUUGACACCUGCCGUUUGUAUCCUCCCGCUCGUGCGAGUCGCGAUCGCAAAUGACGUUGCGCGGAUCACACGCGGGCGACCGCGAGCAGUUAUGCGGUGGAGAUUUCGCGCGGGUACGCGCGACACGUGAAUACGCGAGCGAAUGAACGGAAGCGCGGGAUUUCUCCCCCGCGGAAGGAUCUCUUUCUAAGACUCUCCCCGCUGCGCGCGAGUCAAGUCUGUAAAUAAUGGCAUUCUCGUUUCGAGCCGGCACCAAUUGGUGCCACGACUUCCCGAAGCUCGCCAGGGAGUCGGGAUUUUACUUCAACAUGCAUGGGUCCAGGGUGCGAGUCGACUGGAAUCGCAUAGGCGCCAUAGACAUAGACAGAGUCGUGCGGGAGAGAGAUUUCUCCACCAUCGAUCAGAACAUCAAUAACGUAAUAGAUUAUUGCCUGGAGAGCGAGUACGACGUCAAGAUCCUGGACCCCAGCUUCGUCAAGCUGUUCCGGCUCGCGCAGCUGUCAGUCGAGUAUUUGCUGUACUGCAAACAGUACCUGGAUCACAGCGUGAUAAUACUGAAGGACGAGCUGCGGCAGAAGAUUGAGCAGAACGUCGGUAUGAAGAAGGAAAUCGCCGCCCUGGAGGACACCGUGAAGAGUCUCAAGGAUAGAACGCGGGAGAGGCGUAAGCUGAUUGAAACCAGCGUCGGCGAGAUCUCCAACGGGGAAGUUUUCAAGUGCCCGCAUUGCCCGAAAACAUUUGUACGCGCUAUAUUCGUGAGUGCUCAUGUAGCGCGCAAACAUUCGUUCAUAUCGGACGCGGGGGUCACCGCCUCACCUGUGCACGAUCAUUAUCGAGCAGAAACGGAGAAGUUGCACAACGAGAUAAAGACGUUGAAGGAAAGGUUGAAUCAAACUGAAAGAGUGAUAAGAAACGAGUCCGACAAACUGCUGGAUAACAUGGGGAAGGACUACGCGAGGAAUAUGAGUAAAAACGAGUACGACAACGGUAAAGCGGAUAAAUUUCACGAGCAGAGAAGAUACCACGAAGAUAUCGGAAGUUUGAAGAGGAUGCUGUUCGACGAGAUACGCGCAUUAAGGGAAAAGGAUCACGUUGUAAACGAGAGUAUCCUGGAGACGAAUGUGAAAACUCUGAUCAGUCAGCAAGAGAAAGAGAUUGAGAAUUUGAGAAAUCAACUUCUUGAAAGGUUGACGCCGGGCAUGGAAAAUAUGCAGGUAAAAUUACAAACGCAAGAGAAUCAUUGGAGAAUCAAGAUGGAGGACAUGGAGGCCCAACAUCGUCGCGAUAUCGAGAAGUUGACCACAGAAUUGAAAGCGACUCAGCAAGUAGCCGAUCGAAUAAAGUCUGAGUACGUCUCUAAGGUGCACGACUUAGAGAAACAGUCUGUGGACCAAUCCAAUAUGUUGGUGGAGCAAAGAAAGCAGUUGAACAACUUGUCACGUGAGAUCAGUAAUUCGCAAUUACAGAUCAAUAAUUAUAAAACUUGGGAGAAGAACCCGGCAGAAAUCCACAAGUCUCCUUUGUUAACAAUAAACCGCGACAGCAAUGAAAGCAAAGCUUAUAAGAGUUCAAAUAAUACUGAGAUUACCGAGAUGGUCGUUCAAGAUGUCGAUAGUGAAUCUAGUCAAGAAUACGGUGACAAACUGAUGUCAGUCGUGGCACAAACCGAAAAUAAGCCUAGUAAAGAUAGUACUGUAAAAAGCAAGAGUAAUAAGAAAGCUGUUACUGACAGCAGGACUGUAGAACGCUUGAAUGCAAAGUCUAUGAAAAAAUCGGACAGAUCGGAAGUCAAGAAAACGAGAAACAAUGCGAGGUAUUACGAUGUGUUGAGUGACACGGAUGAAAUCGUUCGCACAAAUAAAAAUUCUGUUACCAAAGAGCAUCCUAUUGAUGUAAAUAAAAAGUACAUAGGUGUUAGAGAGAAGAAAGACGCGUUACACACCGACAAUAUAAAGACCAAUAAAAGAUCCGAGUUCUUAGAAAGACGUAGUGUAAGUUCCGUGACAGAAUCUGGAUCUUUGUCGUCGAUGUCGGAGUCGGAAACCGAUAGCGAGAGUGUUACAACGGACGAUGAUUUGAUAAAAAAGUAUGAAACGCCUGCAGUUAAAUCUCCCAAUGCCAAGAGAAUAUCGAUACAGGAGGAUGCGCUAAGUAUGUUCGAUAACCGGCUGCGAGAAUUGGGAAUCGAUCCAGAAUGGCAAGGAAUACCUGCGGCAACGUACAAGCAAAAAAUGGAGAUUGUGAGGCAUCAGCAAAAUAUUAAUGCGAAAAAGCUAGUUCGAUACAGUCAAAUCAAACAGAAAAUACUUGAGGACGUUCUUCUAAGGAUAUCGGCGAAUCGUAAGGAAUCGAGGUAUUCGACGCUCACGAAAAGUUCUCCGCUGGACAAGCUGGUCACUCACGUCAAAUCGAAGGCUUGGAAAGCCUUCAGCAAGAAUAAUGGCGAGUAUACCUCUGUCCAGAAGACGGAAAAUACAACACCGUUGAAAUUACGUCUGAAGCAAAAAAUUGAGCUACUUCCUAAGAAAUAUAGAGAUGAUGAGGUGCACGAGAACACGCGCGAAUCGCCAGUGAAAAAGAGCGGAGCGGACACUUACGUCAGUCCAAACCUGGCUCGGAUUCCAAGUAUUUCUUCCGCGAGCUCCAUUGAAUCACGAGAAGAUAUAAAGCAGAUUUCACCUACGAAGAUAACUGUGUCGGAUAAUAACGCGCGUAAAGCGAAUUCUCCGAUCAACAGGAAGCAGGUGGUAGCGCCGAAAUUUUCCGAAAACAAUGACUCGGAUAGUACGAUUGUACAGCCGGACGAUUCGGUUCUUUCUCCGAAGAAUAAAAGUGUUUUAAAACCAACGAGCGGUUCAGUCGGCAGCCUGAUAAAGAAGAAAGUCUUGUUCGAUUUAGAUGAGAAGAAAAAUGAUACGGAGGGCAGUCAAAGGAAGAGUCAAAUAAAUAGCAAUGACUGGAGUGUCUCAAGUUUUGCUGAGAGGAGAGAAUAUGCGUUGCAGAAAGAAAAGUCUAUGAGUACAGGCAACAUUGUUUUAAAAACAUCGCAGAGCGACAAAAUCGCGGAAAUAUCAAAGAAGAUACAAGAACAGUUAAGUAUAGCGAGGAAGGCACCCGCAGGAUCAGUCGACACGAUCUUUCGACUCAACACGAGCUCACAGGAUCUUACGAAUUACAAUGCGGGAAAUCAGCUGUUAAACUCGAUUUUAAACAGUCCGCAGAAUCUCGCAAGCCCGAGGACGACGGGCAACAUGUUUCCGCAGGCCGCUCCGCGAACUCUCAAGGACAAAGAUCUUGCCGUCGCUCAACGUAAAAGUGAAAUAAAGUAUUCCGAUUUGGAUUCAGAUAUAGACGAAAUAUUACAGAUGGAGUAAGCAGUAUUAUAUCAGGCACUGUGUCUACAAUGCAAUUUUUAAUUAUUAUUUCAAUCUUCCGCUCUGUAUUGCUGACAUCGUAAAUCGAAUAGGUUUAAUGUAUAAUUAACAGUGUACAUACAUGUUUAGGAUUGGAUAAGUUUUAUUUAAUACAUUUUUAUGCACAAACUAUGGAUUUUCAGUAUAAAACGCGUGUGUACUAAAAAUAAUCUUGUACAUGAAACUUAAAAUACACACGUUAUACAGAU
Messenger RNA from Vollenhovia emeryi, 4060 nucleotides. It is a transcript of the gene DZIP1, whose product is annotated as zinc finger protein DZIP1L. Gene Ontology annotation, biological process: cilium assembly. Lineage: Eukaryota; Metazoa; Arthropoda; Insecta; Hymenoptera; Formicidae. Gene Ontology annotation, cellular component: ciliary basal body; cytoplasm. The record is from RefSeq and is a predicted model, not a curated record. The transcript is spliced from 8 exons. Bases 666 to 3812 code for a protein of 1048 amino acids.